Molecule: messenger RNA, 981 nt
Organism: Drosophila novamexicana
Lineage: Eukaryota; Metazoa; Arthropoda; Insecta; Diptera; Drosophilidae
Product: glycine-rich cell wall structural protein 1.8
Exons: 1
Coding region: 1-981 (326 amino acids)
Source: RefSeq, a predicted model, not a curated record
AUGCGAAAACAUUGCCUCAUCGCGUCGCUGGCGCUUGUCUGCCAUCUGACCAUUGUGACGGCCAGAUCGGGCGAGGAUCAUUGGGUUUGGCGCACCUACAACCGCAAGGAGCGUGCAUUCAAAGAAAACGAACGCAACGCAAACCAGAAUCAGCAGAGACGUGAGCCAACUACCAGAAGACCGCUGCCUGGUGAGCCGGAGAACGAUGAGAUCGAAGACUAUGUGGACGUUGAGCCCACAACAACCACUGCACCCAAUGUGGGCACGCGUCAGUUCAACCCCUAUCCUAAUCUAAAUCCCUAUGGCGGAUUUGGGGGACAGCCCGCGAAUGGUGGCCAAUUUCCGGGCAUUGGCGGCGGCUUUGGUGGCGGCAAUCCAGGCGUGCUGGUCGGCCCUGGUGGCCCUACGGGAUACAGACCGCCGCUAUAUCCCAAUGCCUAUCAGCCUGGCAACAUUGGAUUUGGUGGUGCGCAGAAUGGACUGGGACUAGGUGGCUAUCCAGGCAUCUAUGGCAGUGCGUCUGCGGGUGCGGGUUACCCGGGCCUGGGUGCCGGUGCAGGUUAUCCAGGUGUGGGCGUGGGUGGCGGUGCAAAUGCCGGCACAGCCUAUCCGGGCGGACAGCUCGGCGGAGGACUAGGCUUGGGUCAGUAUCCAGGCGCUGGCAACCAAUAUCCAUUUGGAAGCUAUCCAGGGACAGAGACAAAUUACAACCAGUUUGGAGCGCCUGGCGGACAAUAUCCUGGCCUGGCACAGUAUCCGGGCAAUCAGUAUGCCGGACCACAGUACACAGAUGGCUAUGGCUUAGCUGCUGGCUUUGGCCUAGGCCAGCCCGGCCUGGCACCCACGGGCUAUGGCGGCAACUUCGGAGUUGGGGGCUUUGGCUACGACGAGAAGUCGCUGACGCCGGCCGAGGGCAAGAGUGCCAAGAGCUCAGCCAGUUCCCCAGCGACGGUAAAUGAUAAGCUCAGUAAGAAUAUUUAG